Eupeodes corollae is the source of this 1444-nucleotide messenger RNA. It is a transcript of the gene gt, whose product is annotated as protein giant. Bases 114 to 1289 code for a protein of 391 amino acids. The record is from RefSeq and is a predicted model, not a curated record. Gene Ontology annotation, molecular function: DNA-binding transcription factor activity, RNA polymerase II-specific; RNA polymerase II cis-regulatory region sequence-specific DNA binding. Gene Ontology annotation, biological process: regulation of transcription by RNA polymerase II. Lineage: Eukaryota; Metazoa; Arthropoda; Insecta; Diptera; Syrphidae. The transcript is spliced from 2 exons. Gene Ontology annotation, cellular component: nucleus.
CCACAAAAACGCAUUUAGCAAAUAUCUCUCAAUACUUGCUCUUCGACUGAACGUUUGAAAACGAGCGCAAAUUUAAAUAUUCCCUUCUUCAAACGAAAUAUAAAUAACUCACAAUGAUGCUCCAUGAAAAAAUAAUUCCCGGACAAUUCUUGUUGGAUAUGAAAAAUGAUUGUACCAACAACUUGCUGCACAGCGGUGUUCAAUCAGCAUCGAAAAUGGAUGUCUACAAUUCAUACAACUAUCAUCAUCACUAUCAGCAAGAACGAUUUUCUUCGGAAGCUCAAGUCUUGGACCUGUCCCGUCGUUGUGAUUCUGUGGAGACCCGAAAAACACCUUCACCGUACAAUUCAACUUCAAGUUUUGGAACAGCAUCGCCUACAACACAUUGUGGUUCUCCACAAACUUCAACGGCACCACCAACAACGGAUCUUGGAAAUACCAAACUUGUGUUUUCUCAUUCAAGUCCACCUCCACUACCGCAAGGAAUUGCUUCCCUGUACCCUUUGUACUAUCCACAUAUUAAGCAAGAAAUUUCUUCACCACCUCCAUCAGUUCCAAUGGUUACUGCAAGCCCCUUACCAGUUUUUCCACAACACUCAACAGCCAAUAUCCAAAAGACCAGCAUCUUAAGUCCCGCAUUACAAACGAGCCCCCAGCUAGAAAGCAAAAGUGUUCCAUCGCUGCCAACAGAUACUGGGAUUUUGUUCCCAAGUAUCCUCAAUGCUGCUACCACCGGAGCUGUAAGUGUGAGCAAAUCAACGCGACCAUUUAAUGCAUACCCACGAGAUCCACUCCUGGUAGCAGCGCAUUUCGCCGCCUCCGAUGUUCUUUUCGACAAAACUACAAUGGAACGUUACAGUACGUACCGCAAACGAGCCCUAGAUGAUCUCCGCGAUACAAACGGUGGACACAGGAUUGUAACCAACCCAAAAAUGAGACGAACUAAUCAUCGUAAUAAUGGUCAGAACAGUGAAUGUGAACGCGAAGAAAAGGCUAUGGAGUCAAGUGACAAUGAUUCUUACAAUGGCAACGGAUCUAGUGCAGAAUGCAAUUCGAGCAAAAACGACAACAACAACAACGAUGGCUCUAACUGUGGAGGUGUGAAAGAUGAAGCUUACUUCGAGCGGAGACGUAAAAACAAUGCAGCAGCUAAGAAAUCACGAGAUCGCCGCCGCAUUAAAGAAGACGAGAUUGCAAUUCGAGCAGCUUACCUUGAACGACAAAACAUUGAACUCCUUUGCCAAAUUGAUGCUUUGAAGAAGCAAUUGGAGGCUUUUACAAAAGUGUAGAAAGAAGCAGAAAGAAUCAUGGAGAAUUUAGAAAACAAGUCUUUGAAAGCGUUGAACGCCUAAUUUUUUAAUUAAUUAUAUCUUAUGUAAAAAAAAGUCUGCUAGAAAUUGUAAAGUGUAUAUUUUUGUUUAAAUAGGAAAUAAGUUUUUAUUUA